AUGAACUCAUUUAAAUCAAUCACAUCAUUAGCUAGUGGAUUGUCACAAUCAAUCUUCAAAAGAGGAUUCUUUGUUCGUGGUAGAAACACAAUGGAAAUUAAAGAUCCAAACGCUCCAACUACAUACCCAAUUAAACAUUUAUAUUGCUUUGAUCGUAAGGUUAAAGGUAAAGCAGGUGCUAAAUUAGUUAGAUAUAAUGAUUUUGUCCCAGCAACAAUUACAGGUGGUGGUUUACCAUUAAAAAACAUUUCAAUAGAAUGGGGUAGAAUCAAUGGUUUAAUCUCAAGUAAAAAGUUUUAUAAAGAAAGAAAAUUCCUUUUAAAUAUUGAUGAUAAAGAGAAAAUUAUUGGUAAAUUAUCACAUGCUCAACUUCAUCCAAUAACAGAAAGAGCAAUGUUUAUUAAAUUUUGUAGAUCAGCUGAAGAUCCAGAAACUUUCAAAUCAGAGGAAUUACCACAUUUAACAAGAGAAAGAAAUAGAAUAGAGAAAUUUCAAGCUGGUAGAGUUAUCAGAAGGGCAAAAGUUGAUCUCCAAAAGAUCGAUUUAUCAUUUAAACCAGCCAUUAAGAAAUCAGAUUUAUUAAAAGAUAGAUUAGAAUAG
Dictyostelium discoideum AX4 is the source of this 600-nucleotide messenger RNA. RefSeq lists its product as hypothetical. Gene Ontology annotation, biological process: translation. The record is from RefSeq and is a predicted model, not a curated record. Bases 1 to 600 code for a protein of 199 amino acids. Gene Ontology annotation, cellular component: ribosome. Gene Ontology annotation, molecular function: structural constituent of ribosome. The transcript is spliced from 3 exons. Lineage: Eukaryota; Evosea; Eumycetozoa; Dictyosteliales; Dictyosteliaceae.